Truncatella angustata is the source of this 945-nucleotide messenger RNA. RefSeq lists its product as uncharacterized. The record is from RefSeq and is a predicted model, not a curated record. Bases 42 to 659 code for a protein of 205 amino acids. The transcript has a single exon. NCBI's taxonomy places the organism in Eukaryota, Fungi, Ascomycota, Sordariomycetes, Amphisphaeriales, Sporocadaceae.
CUUCAAUGCGGCUGUAAGACUUUUCCUUCUACAUUUAUUCUAUGUCAGGAAAAACUACCGAUCGCAACAUCAUAACAGUUUCACAUACGAUAUACGUACUUGUAGCUGACAAUUCGACAGUACAGGCUCUAUACGAUAGUUUGCAUAAUCAAGAGCCGACCAUCGCGAACGCCAUGAACCUCCCGUCCUGGCAGACCCUGCGGGAUAUCUUCGACCAGCUGAGGCUAGAAGGAACAAUAAUUGACCCUGAAAGCUUACUUGGUGGUUCUGGCGCACCUGAUGGCCCUCAAAGCUCACCUGAUGGCCCCGAAAGUGAACCAAUGCACGCGGGGAUUAACAGCAACUUUCACGUAGACCACCUCGGUCAAGUUUUGGAAAGAUGGGGCACCAACCACGGCGUAAAUUUACAACUAAUGGUGCAGAUGGGCGACAGGCAAAUCUUACCCAUUGCCACUAUUCUCAACAAUCCAACUCAGAUUUGGAUCUAUAACGAUGACGCUCAGUUCCUAAACCCUGACAUACCCGACAUAGUCAACCACUACGAAGGUAUGAGGCCAGACACGCCUUCCACGGCAGAGAGCCCGAAUGGAAGUGGAACUGAAGUGGAUGUCGACGAACCGCUCUCUCAACACGAAUCAGACAACCCUCAUACCCCAUAGUAACAUCUUGAAUGCGAAUCGGACGGCAACCAUACCCACUCGCAAGAGAGUGAAUUUCCGGGUUAUGUGACGCUUCCGAAAUUUCCGGAGGCCUAUCAUGGUUAUGAAAUAACAAGCUUGGCUGAACUAGUCAAUGAGAAGGAUAAGUUUACAAACAAAAGAUAGUGGGGACACUGCAACCAUUCCACGAAGCACAAUGUGCGACCAGCAAUGACUUACAUGCCAGUCGUAAUGAUAUUGCAGAUCAGACACUUCAUCGGAUAUGAGUUGCAAGGACCUACAAGUG